Molecule: messenger RNA, 3354 nt
Organism: Ostrea edulis (European flat oyster)
Lineage: Eukaryota; Metazoa; Mollusca; Bivalvia; Ostreida; Ostreidae
Product: protocadherin-like protein
Exons: 13
Coding region: 1-1881 (626 amino acids)
Biological process (GO): homophilic cell-cell adhesion
Cellular component (GO): plasma membrane
Molecular function (GO): calcium ion binding
Source: RefSeq, a predicted model, not a curated record
AUGUUUGACUUCGCCACUCAGUCUUCCUACCAGAUAACUAUAAGAUGUACGGACUCCAAUGGAGAAUUCAGAGAGGACAAGCUGGAGGUCGACAUUAUCUCAGGGGAUCGCUUAGAGUUUACUCACUCUUCUGUCUUCGCCCCAUAUGCACGCUGCAAGAUACUCGCUGAAAAGUACACCCAGCUUGGUUGUUCCUUUAAAAUAGAUGUCGUGUCUGUGGAUGCUAAAACAGCGACUGCCAAUCAGCUUGUUUAUACAGUUUCAUCACGUGACCUGUUGAAUCACUCACCACUGACGUAUACUCUGAAGUCUGUCCCAAGUACGAGUAGUUUUGCGAUCGACUCAAGUAGCGGACAGGUGAGGACCACCCGAACUUUAUUGGACGAGACGCAAAGUCCUGUAGACCUGUAUAUUUCUGUUACCGAUGGACUUAUCUCUGUCCAAACACUGCUUAGCGUUGAUAUCCUGAAUUUAAACAACCAACCAAACAUUACCAACCUCCCAGCUUCUGUAUCUGUUGAUGAAGACAUCGCAGGAGGCACCGUCAUUUUUACUGUGACAUCACAGGACCUUGACCUCACAGAUUCUUUGACCUACACGUUCACAGUUAGCCCAAUCACUGCUCAAGGACUAUUUUCAUUUGACUCAACAAGUGGGCAGAUUACACUGUCUUCUACAGGAAAAUUAGACUACGAAACUUUGUCUCGCUACAACAUAUCAUUCACGAUAUCCGAUGGAAAGAGCACUAAUGGGCUCUACUUACUGACUGUCAAUGUCGUCAACGUUAACGAGGAUUGUUACUUUGACAGACAAGCCUACUACGUCAGCGUCCUGGAAGGCACGACCGGAAGUCAAUCCUUCAAUCCUAACUUUGUUGUUCGGGAUUAUGACGGAGUACAGCCGUAUUCUCUAUCGUUAGUGAAUGGAAACAACAGUGAGAGAUUUCAUCUCGACAGCACAUCUGGCAUUAUGACGUAUGCUGUGGAUUAUGACGUAGAUCAGAACACCAUGCCCUCCACUGUUCAGCUGACAGUUCGAUGCAUAGAUUCACUUGGCAAAACUGGAACUACUUUACUUAUCAUUACGAUUCGGGACGCAAAUGAUAACGCACCGGUUUUCUCUCAAGGCACUUACACAUUUUAUGCCGAUCAAUAUACGGGUUUAGGAAGCACUAUUGGUCAGAUGCCGGUAACGGACAAAGACGCGGGCAGUAACGCCGAAUUUUCCUGUGGUGGAACUCUGACCAGUAGCGUCGCCCAAACCAACACUUACUAUACGGUGGGCACAGCUUGCGGGGUCUACUUCCUGUCCCGGUCUGGUCUUUCGUACGGAACUGCGAUUCAGUAUCUGGUAACAGCUACAGACAAAGGAACUCCAGCUUUAAGUUCCACCACGACGGUCAAUAUGAUUUAUAUAGAGACCACAACCACCACUACUUCAACCACAACCACCACAGCUGCCACCAGUGGGGCUCUGGACGAUGGAGCCAUUGCUGCCGUUGUGCUUGGAUCUCUUCUCGGUGCUGUUAUCUUGGGAAUCUUGUUGUACUUUUUCAUGAGGUUGUGUUACACCGGUGCGUGUUUAGGAUCUGCGCGUUGUGAUUUCAUGAACUGCUGCAAAAACAGAAGUAAAGCGGGAAAAUACCCAUUGAAGAGGAUCCAAAUUGAUUCUGCUGAAGAGAUGAGUUAUUGGAAAAAUGAGAACAAUGACUACCAAAAAGAAAUCCCACCAAGAUAUGGUAGACGAGAGUAUCCCGAUUUUCCACACGCCUCUGGGUCACAAAUGGACCGGAUCUCUCCAUCUAGCAUUCCUGUCGACUUUGGAUCACGAGGACGGAUAUAUCCAAUCACAAGACCACCACUACCACUUAGUUAUUAUUAAUCCGUACUCAAUUGUUUGGGAUUAGUAUAUACAAUCAUGUUGGUUCACUUUUACAACAUAUUGUGAGGAUUUCACCCCGUAUCGAUCGGGUUUUUUUUUGUGUUUUUGUUUUUUUUGUAUUAUUGCUGUACAUACGUUAUCGAUAGUUCUCAUGUGAUUAAGGAAUUGACUUGCUGCUAUAUAUUAUUGAAUAUCUUACUUGUAUAUUGCUCUACGGAUGAAUUUUCACACGUGUUUAAACAUUACAGCUACUUUCACUUUGAUAUGUCAAUUUCCUGUCGAUUUGGUGUUUACAUUUGACUGUAUGAAGCAUACUGAGGAGUUCCGUAUGUCAGAAUUAUCGAUCUGUUUAAAUGCGGGAAAUAUGAAAGGUUUACCACUGUACAUACGAUGUGUAUUGAUAAAUUUUUUUUUAUUGUAAAUGUUUUAAUGUUCAAUCCUAACUCUUUAUUGUUUCAUUAUGUAAGGACGAGAUUCUACGUUAUUUGGUAUAGAAUUUUAUGUUGAGAGUUUCUGUGUCAAGCGCGUGUCAUAUACAGAUUUCGGUGUUUUUCUGUAUUUUUCUAUGAUUUGCUCGUGUGGAAUAUAGAAUUCUGUAUUUUUUUAGUAUAAAAGGCUGUACUUGCGCAGACUCGCUCUCUUUUGGUUCUGUAUUUGGAAGCGACGUAAGUCGUCUGUUUGUUUUAUUAUUAUUAUUUGAGCAAGAAUAGGAUUUAUUUCUGAAAGAAGUUAUAUGUUAAUUUAAUUAUUUUUGAGUCUCCUCUAUUUUUCUAUUGUUUUGGGUAACUUUAGAAAUCAUUUGGAUUAUUAUUUGUGUUAUAGAGUAAGUUAGUUAUUAAAUUGAUUCUCAUAAGUGUAAUAGAUUUAUCUUAGGGAAUGUUUGGGGGAAAUUCUUCUUUGGGAAUAUAUAAUUGAUUUAUUGCUUAUCUAGAGUAUAGUAAUUCAAUCUGUGACAGAUUUCACAAUUUAACUUGUGAUGUAGAUUCAUUUUAGUAUUGAAUGCAGCAUAGGAUUGUUUUCUUAUUUGAGAUUGAAGUUUGAUAUUUAUUUAAGGCUUAUGGUAGGGUAUUUCUCAAGAGUGAUUGUCCUCCGAGAAAUCUACAGAUUAAAGAUUCUAGUUAUAGCACAUUUUUACUUGUGAGUAAGCUAUUGUUUUCAUUAUGAGUAACUCACGAGAGUGAAUACCCUUGAUAUGAGUAUUUCGUUCAUUAUUCAUAUCUGAUUUUGUCCCGAGAGAUUCCCCUUGAAUGUGUUUUCGGAAGAUGAAUUAUAGAAUUGUUUUAAGUAAUAUUUUCGUGCGCAUGUCGAUCUCGUUUAUUGACUCGUUUGUCAUCCGCUUUUCUUUUAACUGGUUAUUGUGAAUAUUGCACUGAUUGUUUAGCUUCAACGCGAAAGAGUGAAGUCCUCUGGUGUGUUAACUUCAUGUUGCUUAUGUUGAUUAUCUUUGAAAUGAAUAAAUAAUUGACUUUUGAA